Messenger RNA from Spea bombifrons (plains spadefoot toad), 1558 nucleotides. It is a transcript of the gene UCK1, whose product is annotated as uridine-cytidine kinase 1. The coding region runs from base 22 to 837 and encodes 271 amino acids. The transcript is spliced from 7 exons. Gene Ontology annotation, cellular component: cytoplasm; cytosol. Gene Ontology annotation, molecular function: ATP binding; kinase activity. The record is from RefSeq and is a predicted model, not a curated record. Lineage: Eukaryota; Metazoa; Chordata; Amphibia; Anura; Pelobatidae.
UUGGCUGCAGGUAUUACGGCCAUGGCUUCUGUAGGUAGCCUGGAAGUAGCGGAGCGGGGCCACCAGCGGCCUUUCCUGAUCGGGGUGAGCGGAGGGACGGCUAGUGGCAAGUCGACGGUGUGCGAGAAGAUCAUGGAGCUGCUGGGGCAGAACGAGGUCGAUCACCGGCAGAGGAAAGUCGUCAUUUUAAGCCAGGACCGGUUCUACAAAGUGCUAACGACGGAGCAGAAAGCCAGGGCCGUCAAAGGACAGUACAACUUCGAUCACCCCGACGCGUUUGAUAAUGACCUGAUGCACAGAACGCUGACCCAUAUCCUGGAAGGGCAGAUUGUGGAUGUGCCCAUUUAUGACUUUGUAACUCAUUCCAGGCUACCAGAGACCACCACUGUGUACCCCGCCGACGUCCUGCUGUUUGAGGGGAUCCUCGCGUUCUACAACCAAGAAAUCAGGGACAUGUUCCAUCUGAAACUUUUUGUCGAUACAGAUUCUGAUGUCAGGUUGUCCCGGAGGGUUCUACGCGACAUGAAGCGAGGCAGAGACUUGGAGCAGAUACUCACGCAGUACACGACGUUUGUGAAGCCGGCCUUCGAGGAGUUCUCCCUGCCGACUAAGAAGUACGCGGAUGUAAUUAUCCCGCGGGGGGUUGAUAAUAUGGUGGCCAUUAACCUGAUCGUACAGCACAUCCAAGACAUCCUCAACGGAGACAUCUGUAAAUGGCAGCGCGGGAUCCAGAACGGCCGCUCCACGAAGAGGACCUUCCCCGGGCCGGGGGAAUCCGGAGGGGCACUCGUUCCUGGAAAGCGCACUCACCUGGAAUCCAGCAGCCGGCCUCACUGAGCCGGAGUCAUCGGGAGUAACCGGUGCGGUUCGGAUUCUUUCCCCAAAAUCCCACGGCUCCUCUCCCCCUGUCCGUAUUUCCAACAUGCGAUAACAUUUGAGAGGGUAACAGACUCCGGCUGCAGGCGGGUGUGAUGGUCUACUAACCUUACACCGGAUAUAGGGUUAUCUAUAGAACAUCAAAUAGCUUUUAUAGCAUCUUAUUAACCCCUUUACUUCCGGACAGCCACAGCAGCCGGAACAUAGGGAGGAGGUUAAACCGACUAGCACGGGAUGUAUAGACUUCUAGAGCGUGUAAUGUGGCAGCGACCGUCCGCUUAGGGCUGGGUUCCCGCUCAGAUGCCAGUUAUUUUUAUUAAAUUUGGGAUUGCUGAAUAAAUGAGCGAUUCCUUUCAGAGCAAAAUGCUUUACCUCCUGGCACUCAGACCUCCGCUGGGCAACAGCGGGACUGAAUACGCCUCCUAAAUACCUAACCUGUGGGUCUCUGACCUCUAAAGGGAAAUUGUCUCUUUUUAGCUGUUUUUAAUGAGUUAAAUUAGCCUUUUUAUUGCACUUCUGUAAUACGUUAUUUGCACGUGGAUACGCACACAUGCAUGUUUGAGCUUUCUCACAAUUCUUAUCCGUGUUUUCUGGCUGAAGGAUUUGACGGCUCUGUCCAGUACGUCUCCCUGUACCCGUUUGACAAUUAGCCGGUAGUAAUAUUUAUAUCGCCAAAUAUCAA